GGAAAGAACCAAAAAAAAAAAAAAAGGGUUUCUUGAUACUCGAAACCAGAAGCGAGAGAAAAAAAAAAAACAGAAGCGAGAGAGAGACAGAGACAGAGAGAAACAAAGAGGAUCCUUUUUCGUUGUUGAAUUGCGACUGUGAAAGAAAAGAACCGUGUGUCGACGAAGUUUCUGUUGAAUCAGAAAUGGGUUCUUCAUCGUCCGGCAAAAAACGGAAAGGACAGAGAAAGAAAGAAGAAGAAGAAGAAGAAGAAGACAUUAACGUUAACUCUAUCCCGGAGAAUUCGAGAGAAAUCGUACAGGCUAUGAAGGAGAUCGUGAAUUGCUCCGAACAAGAGAUUUACGAUAUGCUUGUAGAAUGCAACAUGAACGCUGACGAAGCCAUGAAUCGUCUUCUUUCUCAAGAUAGUUUUCAGGAAGUGAAGAGUAAACGAAACAAGAAGAAAGAGGCCAAGGAAAAGUCAAGAAUGGGCGAGAGAGACGAAGGCAGUAACGUAAAUGCUGAUAGUGUUCCGGUGGAUUUCAAAGAGGUUGUACAGAAUGUGCAGGAAAUUGUCAAGUGCUCAGAAGAAGAGACUAAAAAAAUGCUUGUAGAAUGCAACAUGGAUGCUGACAAAGCCGUUAAUCGUCUUCUUUCUCAAGCUGUUGCUUCGAUAACUUUUUCAGAUAGUGUUCAGCAAGUUAAGAGCAACCAAGACGAGAAGAAAGAGAGCUUGGACACAUCGGAUUCUCAAAGAGUUGAUAGUAGCAACCAGAAUCGUGAAUUGAGGAAUGGCAGUGAUAAUUAUGUUGGUCAAGGUGGUGGAAACAAGUUUGACUCAGAUGAGACGAGUAAUGUGCAAGGAAUUCGUAAUCAGUUGGCUAGUUCAUCUACUACAGCCGGUAUUCUUGGUCCUGGUCCUCCAUUGAACAGAAAUGUAUUAAAUGUUGAAACUAAGAGAAUGCCAAAAAGCUCAGGUGAAGCAGUUCCUUCGUUAUCUGUGCCAUCUUCUAGGUUGAUACCUGCUUGGGGAUGUGGUACCUCUGGUCAGAAAACAAUGGCUGAUGUUUUGAAGAUGGGUUUAGCUUCAUCAAACGAGAGUGUAACUAAAGCUCCUGUCAAGGAUGAUUGUCCCUUACCUGAGAGGCCAAAUGAGUCUACUGCUAGAAGAGAUCAACUUCGAGAGUCUGCAUCGGUAUCCAACCAAAACUUGUGCGAUGAUGAUUUUGCUUGUCAAUUGGCUAACUCAGUUAUUGAGUCUGCUGCUGGAGAAGAUCAACUUGGAGAGUCUACUUCAGUAUCUAACCAAAAUUUUCGUGAUGACGACUAUGGAGGCUCACAGUUGUUGUGUGACAAUCACAGUAACAAAAAUGAUGUGACUGAAUUUGAGCACAAUCAAAACAAAGAUCCACCGGUGUCUGUUGUCACCAGUUUACUGCAACUCCCUACAGAGAAUGAUGAGCCGGAAGCACCGGUUAAAGAGUUACAGCAUUUGAGAUUUGGUAAUUAUGGUUCUGGGAUGAAUGGAUCUGUUGUUGUGAAGAUGGGCAUAGCUUCAGUAAAAGAGAGUGUAACUAAAGGUCCUCUCAAGGAUGAUUGUCACUUACCUGAGAGGACAGAUGAGUCUGCUGCUAGAAGGGAUGAGUCUGCUUUGGUAUCCAACCAAAACCUGCAUGACAAUUUUUCUUAUUUCUCUAACUCAAUUUUUGAGUUUGAUGCUAGAAGAAAUCAACUUCGAGAGUCUGCAUCGGUAUCCAAACAAAACUUGCGUGAUGACGGUGUUACUUAUCCAUUAUCUACCUCAUAUGAUGCUAAAACAGAACAAUUUCGCAAGUCUACUGCAGAAUUUAUCCACAACUUGCGUGUUGACGAUGUUGCUUGUCCGUUGUCUAACUCAUUUGUUGAGUCUGCUGCUAGAGGAGAUCAAUUUGGAGAGUCUACUUCUUCAAUAUUCAACCAAAGAUUUCGCGACGAUGACUUUGGAGGCUCACAGUUAUUGUGUGACAACUACAAUAACAAAAAUGAUGAGACUUACCUAGUGCAAAGACGUUCGUUUAUUGAGUCUGCAUCGCUAUUCAAACAAAACUUGCGGGAUGACAGUGUUACUUAUCCAUUAUCUACCUCAUAUGAUGCUGAAAGAGAACAAUUUCUCAAGUUUACUCCAGAAAUUAUCCAAAACUUGCGCGUUGACGAUCUUGCUUCUCAGUUGUCUACCUCAUUUAUUGAGUCUGCUGCUAUUUCAGCCAAAGAUCCACCAGCGUCUGUUGUCACCAGUUUACAGCAACUCUCUACAGAGAAUGAUGAGCCGGAAGCAUCUGUUAAAGAGUUAAAGCAUUUGAGAUUUGGUAGUUUUGGUUCUGGGAUGAAUGGAUCUUGCCAACCCAGCGGUCUCCCAUCACGGUUCUUGGAUGAUGAUGACUCAGAAGAUAUAUCCGAUUUUGCAGAUGAUUUGUCGUUAAGUUACCUGAACACAAGAGAUGGUGAGUUCCAUGAAGAUGAAGAACAACGACUACGGAUUAAUGCUGCUAAUGGUCAGACAGAACCUACUCAAGAAAAUCAAUACGAGUCUUCAUCUGCUAGAGAUUUCGUAUUUGAUACUAGGCAGCUAUUGAAUCCUGUGGUGGCUCCUUUAAGCCUUCAGAUGCAGAAUAUUAAUACCUUCCCUGCUAUGCGUCAACAAGCAUACACAAGGGAACCGGAUCCUCAGUACUCGGCUUCUCCUCACAAUCAGUCAAUGCCUACUACAUCUUCACUUUGUCCUAGGCUAUUGGGUUCAGUGACUGAGGCGCUACUAAACACUUCUAUCAGUGAACCACAGAUGAAUCAACAAGCCAUGAACAACCAUUACUCUCAGCCUAUUAUGGUUCCUUCAGGGAAUAAUGGUAAUAUGAUGAACUAUCCGUACUCUCAGACAACACAGAAUGGCACCUACAACAUGUCACCGUCAGCAUCUCACCAACAUGGUGGUCGUAACAACAGCAGUUACCAUCUUAGAUCUUUAACUGCACCGCUUCCUCACUACAGAAACAGUGUUCUUUCUCCAUCUGCUGUUCCUUUUGUUCCUUCCACUCACAGUUCCGCUUACGGUUCCACUAAUGGUUCGACUCAUGGUUUUGGCAUGUUGAGUGAUAACGCUCCAAACUUGAGGUUUGAGUAUGAAGAUGACUUCCACUCACAGUUUAGCAAUCACUUGGCAACACUUCAGCAUCAGAAUGGGACCCCUAGUAUGUGGACUCCUCAAGGACUCAACGACUCAGGAAGCACUUAUUACAGGUUAUACUCGGGUCCUCAGAAUCAGCAGUCACAGAGUUUGAGACAUAGCCAACAACAACAGCAGCAAGAACCAGAGCAGACUUAUAGAAGGAUUGGCUAAGAAAAUGUGGCUUUUGCUGUAACUAACCCAUUCUUUGUAGUAUUUGUCAAUGUUCCUUAGCCUUGAGAAUAGCUCGAAUAAUAAUAUUUUCUGAUUUUACUACAUUCGAUUUUAUUUGUUCGUUUAUAAUACGUUCAACUUCUCGUCA
Molecule: messenger RNA, 3501 nt
Organism: Arabidopsis lyrata subsp. lyrata
Lineage: Eukaryota; Viridiplantae; Streptophyta; Magnoliopsida; Brassicales; Brassicaceae
Exons: 12
Coding region: 186-3353 (1055 amino acids)
Molecular function (GO): protein binding
Source: RefSeq, a predicted model, not a curated record